Messenger RNA from Suillus bovinus, 895 nucleotides. RefSeq lists its product as uncharacterized. Bases 67 to 417 code for a protein of 116 amino acids. NCBI's taxonomy places the organism in Eukaryota, Fungi, Basidiomycota, Agaricomycetes, Boletales, Suillaceae. The transcript has 4 exons. The record is from RefSeq and is a predicted model, not a curated record.
UCCCGACGUCAUAACCUGGUGCAAGUACUGUAGAACGGUUCGGACAAGUUCAUUCACCAUAUCAUCAUGUUUCGCACCAUCAUCACCUCCAACGCCCGCAUUUGCACUGCACCGUCCACCCGCUCCAUUCAUGCCACGUCUGCCGCUAGCAAGAUCACCGAGAAAGUGUCUGAGAUGGCUGACAAGGUGAAUAAGAAGGUUGGCAAAGGUCUUGCGUCGGCCAUUGAGACAGGUGAGAAAGCAGCGGGGAAGACCAAGGAGACGCUUGGUUCAACAACGGCUUCGGCAAAACACAAGACAGAAGACGCAAAGCAGACUACCCGGAAAACCAUGGAGCAGGCUAAGCAAAAGGCCGAUCAGGCUGCUGCUAGUGCGCGGGAAACUAGAGAUGACGUGAAGGACAGGAUGUCGAAAUAACUACCGCCGCCCAUCGCUGUUCUGUAUGCAUGAUCAGCACAUAGUAACCGGGCUAGGUUAAACGUUAUUCACACCUUAAUUGUAUUCAUCCACACCGAAGAGCACCCACGUCCACCAGGCGCCGAGUUGUCGUACAUCCUAGCAAUUUGAAUUAAUGAUCCAGGGUUGCAAACACAGUAGAAGGUUGAAAAUUUAUUAUUUCGUCUUGAGGUUUUGAAUUUCCGGUGUGACUAGAGUCCUUCGCAUCUGGCAUCCAUCAAGAUGGCAGCGGUCUUCUGAAGAGACCCGAAGAUCGCCGCGGCUAGUCUGUCAACGUCCACGAUAGCCUCGGGAAGUCUCAAGUUUGAAAUUCAAAAGAGCUUGAAGGGUGACGCGUCCCAUAACUCGAGCAGAAGCGAGCAGUGUUCACAGUAUCAUGCGAAAGUCGGAAUUCCAUUGGACCCACUACAAUGGAUUCAGCCUGGAGGUAUAUGGAGGC